Molecule: messenger RNA, 1132 nt
Organism: Rhododendron vialii
Lineage: Eukaryota; Viridiplantae; Streptophyta; Magnoliopsida; Ericales; Ericaceae
Product: MADS-box protein SVP-like
Exons: 9
Coding region: 210-926 (238 amino acids)
Biological process (GO): positive regulation of transcription by RNA polymerase II
Cellular component (GO): nucleus
Molecular function (GO): RNA polymerase II cis-regulatory region sequence-specific DNA binding; protein dimerization activity; DNA-binding transcription factor activity, RNA polymerase II-specific
Source: RefSeq, a predicted model, not a curated record
UUAUAAUUGUUCAUUCAAAAAUAUCCAAUUUUGUCAUAUUCUCAGACUUCCCCCCUUUAGGUAUUUCCUUUUAUAGAUAGAAGGGUUUGUUUAUUUCCAUUUAUAGGAUUUUCUUACAAAUUUUAUCUGGUUUUUUUUUUCUGGAAGGGAUUUUUUCCCCAUUUAUAGACAUACUCUCUCUCCACAUCUCAGUCUAGUUCAGUGCUCAAAUGGAGGGCAGAUAUAAUAUUACUCCAGAAAGUGGAAAAAUGGUGAGGCAAAGGAUAGAGAUAAAGAAGAUCGACAACGUGACGGCGAGACAGGUGACGUUCUCGAAGAGGAGAAGAGGGCUUUUCAAGAAGGCUAAAGAGCUCUCAACACUUUGUGAUGCUGAGAUUGCUCUUAUUGUUUUCUCCUCCACUGGCAGGCUUUUUGAUUACUCCAGCUCUAGUAUGGGGCAGGUAAUUGAAAGGCAUAAUAACCAAACAGAGAAUCUUGUCCAACUAAACCAACCAUCUUUGGAGCUGCAGCUUGACAACAGUACAUCUGCCAUCGCGAUCAAGGAAGUUGAAGAGAAAACUCUUGAACUGAGGCGACUUAGGGGAGAAGAGCUCCAUGGGCUUAGUUUAGAAGAGUUAAAGAAACUUGAAAAAGCACUCGAAGGAGGUAUAAGCCGCGUCUUAAAGACAAAGAGUGAGAUGUUUGAGAAAGAAAUUGCCGCCCUUAAGAGAAAGGAAGCCAGAUUGAUGGAAGUCAACGAGUGGUUGAAACAGCAUGCGAGGAUGCAAAUGGGGAGUGAUAUAGGUCAAACACAUGAACAAGGCCAGUCUUCAGAUCAGUCCAUUACCACCACCACCAACAACGGCAGCUCAGCCGCGGCUCCUCCUCCUCAAGAUUAUGACAGCUCCGACACUUUCCUCAAGUUGGGCCUGCCUAUUCCAAGAUGAAUUCGAGAGGGGCAUAUGCAUAAUCAAGGCAUGGCAAGCAAUGUAUGUUGCACCAUUGUUUCUAAAUUAAGUAGGCGGCGCGCCUAUGAUUUAGAUUCAGAUCCAAUCCUCUCUCUUCACUUAUGUAAAUUCAUAUGGACAUGGCCGAUUUUUGUAUGUACGUGAAAUUAGGGUUGGGAGAUCAUAAGCCGAGCCUAGUGUUUGCA